UUGAGAGUAGUCAGUUGGAGAAGAAGCAUCUGCUAAGUCUGCAUUCCACCGCUUUGAGCUUUCUCGCCUGUCUCAACGCUCAAAGAUACCCAAUGUAGCUCAGAGGAAACAAGAAUUUGAGACCAAAGACCAAUUACCACCUGGUUUUGACUUUGAAUUUGGCACACACUUCAAUAACACACCAAGGCAGCGUAAGAGUGCAGAAUUAAUGAAAGGUGACCUGGUCUGUCAUGAGAUGUCUCCUUCACCUCCUAAGGUGUUUAGAUCUCUCUCUGACGGAGGUAAUGUGUUCCCUGUCAAUAGAAGGCUCUACUCACCAACAGCAGAAGAGGGUGUUAAAACUGCGACAGUGUCAGAAGCUGGUGUUGUGAGACGGGUUGCUAUAAAUCGCACCAUACCUGUUGGUGGUCCUCACAUACACUGUGAACCACCACCUCUUUAUGGGUCCUCACACAGGCCUCAGAGUGAUCCAGAUGUUUUGAGAGGAACGAUCCAAUUCAGUUUGCUCACAGGUAUCUAUGACGAGUCUCUUGUCGACACAAUCAAUGGAUGAAACGGGCAGUAGUCGACAAAAGACAGUAGCUCGUCAGAAUUCUUAUCUCAGUGCCCUGCGGUCGCCCCUUCAUGACGGAGAGCUAGCGAAGAAACCCGGUUUAUCCUAAACCGCCAUCAUCAUCACCCAUCACCGAGACCCAGCACCCCCUCAUUCCCCCAAACCUUUCGCCACCCAC
Messenger RNA from Penaeus monodon (black tiger shrimp), 731 nucleotides. RefSeq lists its product as uncharacterized. The record is from RefSeq and is a predicted model, not a curated record. The transcript has 5 exons. Bases 209 to 553 code for a protein of 114 amino acids. NCBI's taxonomy places the organism in Eukaryota, Metazoa, Arthropoda, Malacostraca, Decapoda, Penaeidae.